AUGGAGAUGCUUCAGAUCUUGGAAAAUGCCAUCUUGAAUCCGGAUCCCAACAAGAGAACCGAGGCUGAGUUGAAGUUGGCGGAAGCCUCCAACAACCACUUUCCCGAGUACAUGAACUUGUUGGCAGAUGCGGUAGCCAACCAGGACGCCAAGCGGGAAGUCCGUAUGUUGGCAGCCAUCGGGUUGAAGAACCAAUUGACGUCUAAAGAAGACAAGAACCGCAUUGCCCAGGCCCAGAGAUGGGCCGCAUUGAACACCGAGUUGAAGCAGAAGAUCAAGGAUAUCUCGUUGAAGACUUUGGGCGACAGCGACGACAAGGUCGGUGCGUCGUCCGCGCAAUUGGUGGCUGCCAUCGCCAACAUUGAGUUACCCAAGAGCGAGUGGCCUGACUUGAUCCCCAUCAUCAUCGAGAACACCAAGCCUGAGAACUCCGUCAACCUCAAGAAGACCUCGCACACCGCCAUUGGCUACAUCUGCGAGAACGCGGACCCCAACAACCCUGCCAUCAUCGCCCAGGCCAACGGAAUCUUGAUUGCCAUCAUCCAGGGUGUUCAGAGCAGCGAAACCUCCAAGGAAGUCAGCCUUGCUGCCUUGAACGCGUUAUUCAGCUCGUUGGACUUCAUCAAGCACAAUUUCGAGAAGGAAGGUGAAAGAAACUACAUCAUGCAAGUGGUUUGCGAAGCCACCCAGGCAGACGACAACGAGUUGCAGGCCAGUGCCUUCGGAUGUCUUGCCAGAAUAAUGUCUCUCUACUACAGAUACAUGUCCCUCUACAUGGAGAAGGCAUUGUAUGGAUUGACCGUCUCUGGAAUGCAAAGCGACGAUGAAAAGGUCGCCUGUAUGGCCGUCGAGUUCUGGUCCACUGUUUGUGAAGAAGAAUUGGAAGUUGCCUACCGCAGAGAGGACUUGGGCUUGGGUGCUGCUCAGACCGAUUCCCGCCCAGAUUUGGUCUCCUACAACUUCGCUUUGGUCGCUAUCCAAGAUGUUUUGCCCACCUUGUUAACUUUGUUGACCAGACAAAAUGAAGAUCCUGAGGAUGAUGACUGGUCUGUUGCUAUGGCUGCUGGUGCAUGUUUACAAUUGUUCGCCCAGAAUGUCGGUAACUACAUCGUUGAACCUACUGUGCAUUUCGUAGCUGCAAACAUCGCUGAUGCCAACAGCUGGAGAAAUAGAGAGGCUGCUGUUAUGGCUUUUGGCUCGAUAUUGGAAAACCCUGAUAUUGAUAACUUGAAAGACGUCAUUCCGCAAGCCUUACAGCCCAUUCUUGGUUUAAUCAAUGACGACGUCUUGCAAGUCAAGGAAACUGUUGCCUGGUGUUUGGGUAGAAUCGCUGACUUGGUCAUUGCUGCCAUUGAUCCUUCCAACUUGCCUGCCAUUUUGGAGGCUUUGGUGACUGGUUUGCAAGAUCACCCAAAGGUUUCUACUAACUGUUGUUGGGCAUUGAUAAAUAUUUUAGAAAAGUUGUGCCCAAAUGCUUCAUUCGAGGAUUCCAGUGUGAUGUCACCUUUCUAUGCCACCAUUGUGCCAAUUUUGAUUCAAUUGACCGGUAAGAACGACAAUGAAUUCAGCUCAAGAGCAUCUGCAUACGAGGCCCUCUCUACCUUUGUUACCCACAGUGCCAACGACACCAUGCCAGUCGUCCAAAACAUUGCCACAGAAGUAUUGUCGAGAUUGGAGACUACCAUCAGUAUGCAAUCUCAAGUCAGCAACAGUGAAGACAGGGGUAAUUUGGAAGAAUUGCAAAUCAACAUCUUAUCGUUGUUGACCAAUGUUAUCAGAAGAUUGAGUAAUGAUGUUGCUCAAGCUGCUGACAAUUUGAUGUCUAUGUUCUUGAAAUUGUUGAGUGCACAAGAAAAGAACUCAUUGAUUGAAGAAGAUAUCUUUAUUGCUAUCUCAGCAGUUGCUGGUGCGGUUGGUUCCGGUUUCAACAAGUACAUGGGGGCCUUCUUACCUUACUUGACUCAAGCCUUGCAAAAUACCGAUUCUCCAACCUGCAACACUGCCGUUGGGUUGGUCGCAGACUUGUCACAAUCCUUAGGAUUGGGUUUGAUGGAAUACUUGGACGGAUUGAUGAACAUCUUGGGUGCAAACUUGAACAAUGCUGAGGUCAGAAAGGAAUUGAGGCCCGCAAUCUUGUCUUGUUUCGGUGACGUCGCUACCUCAAUUGGAUCUGCGUUCCAGCCAUACCUCGAUAUCGUCAUGCAAAUCUGUAUACAUGCAUCUCAAAUUGAACCUGAAGAUCAAUCUAUCGAAGCGGUUGACUACGUGUUGAACGUUAAGGAAUCCGUGUUGGACUGUUUUGUUGGAAUUGUUGGAGGCUUGGGUGACCAUCCUGCGGCAAUCCACCCUUAUAUCGGAGCUAUCUUCCAAUUCUUGGAAAGGGUUGCGAGUGACAUCAACAUGUCUGCCACUGAUGCUGUUUGCAGAUCUGCAACUGGAUUGUUGGGUGACUUGGCUGCUAUGUAUCCCCAAGGAGAGUUCAAGCAAGCAUACCUCCAACCCUGGAUCACCGAGUUCAUCAAGAAGACCAGAUCGAACCAGUACUUCGAAGACAAGACCAGGGAAGCCGCCAGAUGGGCCAGAGACCAGCAAAAGAAGCAAAUGGCUUUAUAA
Molecule: messenger RNA, 2613 nt
Organism: Suhomyces tanzawaensis NRRL Y-17324
Lineage: Eukaryota; Fungi; Ascomycota; Pichiomycetes; Serinales; Debaryomycetaceae
Product: karyopherin beta
Exons: 1
Coding region: 1-2613 (870 amino acids)
Biological process (GO): protein import into nucleus
Cellular component (GO): cytoplasm; nucleus
Molecular function (GO): small GTPase binding; nuclear import signal receptor activity
Source: RefSeq, a predicted model, not a curated record